AUUUUUAGGUGAACUAUGCCUAUAAGCCCAUAUGAGGCCCACAUUGGACCCACUCUGCAAUGCUGACUGGUUCAUCAUGGAAGGCAGCCCGUAUGGGAUGGAUUAUUUAGGCAGAAAUCAGAAAACUUUGCAAACCAAAUGCUGCUCCACAAGUCUAAAGAUCUUUAUUGGUGCACUUGCCUUCUGUUACUUCUCUAAAUCCCUGACGGGGUUUUACACCAAAAGCACCAUCACUCAGAUUGAGAGGCGGUUUGAGAUCCCGAGCUCCACUGUUGGCAUCAUUGAUGGCAGCUUUGAAAUGGGUAAUAUGCUGGUCAUUACCCUGGUAAGCUAUGUUGGUGCUAAGUUUCACAGACCCAAGAUCAUUGGAGCAGGGGUUCUGCUGAUGGGUAUAGGAACACUGUUGAUGGCUUCACCUCAUUUCAUUAUGGACCGGUACAAGUAUGAUACAGCUGCCACCCAUACUAAUGAUGCUGGUAAUUUCACUGUGAUCUCUACAUGCUCAUCCGACUCUCAGGAAACUCUUCAACAGCCUUUCUCUGGAUGUCAAACAGAGGAAGCUGAAAGCUCACCCUUGUGGGUGAUCGUGCUUUUGGGAAACACUAUGCGUGGGAUUGGGGAAUCCAGCAUUGUCCCUCUGGGAAUGUCAUUCAUAGAUGAUUAUGGACAGCCAGAAAACUCUGCUUUUUACAUUGGUUGUCUGAACACACUUGGAGUGAUUGGGCCAAUUUUUGGUUUCAUGCUUGGAUCUUUAUGUGCUAAUCUUUAUGUGGAUAUUGACUCCGUGUAUCAAGCAAGUGUAAGCAUCACACCACAGGACUCUCGCUGGGUUGGGGCUUGGUGGUUGGGUUAUGUGGUGUCUGGCCUAUUGAAUCUCCUCGCUGCUUUUCCUUUGUGGUUCUUUCCAAGAGCUCUACCUGAAAAUUCUGACAUUUCUGAGCUAAACCACCCCCCACAACACCACAAAACCACACCCAGCCUUACCGAGAUAGCCAAAGAUUUUCCGCCAUCCUUUAAGCGUCUGCUUACCAACAAGAUUUACAUUUUGUACCUAGCUCACAGUAUUGUGGCAUUCAAUGACUUUGCCAUAGGGGCAUCAUACACACCGAAGUAUCUGGAACAGCAGUUUGGACAAAGUGCAUCCAAAACCAACUUUCUCAUAGGAGUGACAUCUGUGCCAGCAGUGGCUGUGGGUAUUUUCCUGAGUGGGUUGAUGAUGAAGAGAUUUAAAUGGGAUCUGCUUGCAUCUGCAAGAGUGAAUUUGUACACUGGUGUUGCCAUGUUGUUUUUGGCCAUACCUUUCUUUGCUCUCCGCUGUGAAAACCUAGAUGUCGCAGGGGUUACAGUGCCCUAUCAAGGAUCUACAGAAGUUCAGGAUAUAAGUGACUUACCCCCUUCUUGCAAUGCUAACUGUGGGUGUCCAGACAUCAAAUGGGAUCCAGUGUGUGGAGAGAAUGGAGUGACCUACAUCUCACCUUGCCAUGCAGGCUGCAAUUCCACCCAGGGUGCAGGAUGGAAUAUGACAUUCCAUGACUGCAGCUGUAUUCAGAGCUGGGGACUGAGCAUUGGCAACUCCUCUGCAGUUCUUGGGCAGUGUUCACGAGAUCCCAACUGCAACAGAAUGUUCUACAUCUAUCUGGGAUUGCAAUCUUUGGCCUUCUUUGUGUACAGUCUUGGCACUGUUCCUUUUUUCACCAUGUCUUUAAGGAUCGUGGAUCCUGAGCUGAAGUCUCUCUCUGUGGGAAUGUUACUGUUUGCUGUAAGAGUUUUGGGUGGUAUUCCUGCACCCAUUUACUUUGGUGCUCUUAUUGACUCUACCUGUCUGAAAUGGGGCCAAAAUAAAUCUUGUGGAAGAGGUGCCUGCAGAAUUUAUGACAUUGAGACAUUCAGGUUCCUCUUUCAGGGACUGACCAUCGGUCUUCGAGUAUUAGCCUAUUCCCUGCUCUGGAUAGCCACAAUAGAGAUAAAGAGAAAAAUGAAGAAUGAUAAACAAUUGUCGAAAGACACAGAACUCCAAAAGUCUCCAUCCAAAGAUUCAGCAGGCAAGAAGACUGUACAAGUAAAGUAGAAUGCCCACAACACACACUAAAGAGCGCUCUACACAUCACAUCUGCCACUGAACCAGAUGACAAAUCCCAUCAUGUCCAGCAGUCACACACCAGUUUCAGCUUACUUCCUGAUUACACACACACAGCUGCAGUUCAUCACCAUUGAUUACAUGGACUAUAUAGAUACCAUCCUCACACAUAUCCAUUGCUGAGUCUUGUUAUCUGUAGUGAGCGUUAUGAAAUAUUAUCCUGUGCUAUCUUGCUGUGUUUUUGACCGCUUUUUUGUUUACUGUUUAUGCUUGUUUUGCCGCCUGCCUCAACCUCUUCACCUCUUGCAACGACUGCUCUUUUGGAUUACCUUUAUGCUACUGUUUGCUCCUGCAGAUGGUAGAUGGCUGGACAGAUGGAGAGUUUGUAUGGCAUGAGUGUGAAUCAACAAGGGCAGACACAGAUAUCAAAUUUUGUGUGAUUAGUACAACUGUGUAAGAACAAAAUUACAAGAGCGUGUAAUGAAGGUGUUUGUUCAGCACAGCAGCCUCAAGGUACACAGCAGCACUGUGGGUCCAGCGGAGGAAGAAUGAACUCCGGACCUUCUUGAACUCAAACAUUUUAUACUGUUUUAGUUU
Messenger RNA from Danio aesculapii, 2674 nucleotides. Its product is annotated as solute carrier organic anion transporter family member 1C1-like. Gene Ontology annotation, cellular component: membrane. NCBI's taxonomy places the organism in Eukaryota, Metazoa, Chordata, Actinopteri, Cypriniformes, Danionidae. Bases 32 to 2068 code for a protein of 678 amino acids. Gene Ontology annotation, molecular function: protein binding. The record is from RefSeq and is a predicted model, not a curated record. Gene Ontology annotation, biological process: transmembrane transport; sodium-independent organic anion transport. The transcript has 15 exons.